GUUUUCGGAGGACAAUGAAGGCGUCAUGAAGCCCAAUCUGAUUUCUAAUUGUCUCCGCCAUUUCCCUUCAAGCUAACACACUUCGCUAGGGUUUGUAAUCGAGGAAAACUGAUAAUUUUAUCAGGAACAAUGGCAUCCAAAACCCUAAUUCGAACUGGAGCUUCACUGAUGAACCGCAUGUUCUUGUCGAAUCCGAUUCUCCACCAAAAUGCUAACGUCAAUGCUCAAUUUGUAUCUCACAGUUUUGAAAUCACUCCUCAACUCUUCCCUACGCUCUCUAAAUUGCAAACCUCUAUCCAUUUGCCCCAAAAUGAUGCCCAUUCCGUUACUAGACUUUCCAAGGAAGAGUUUUUUCAUCCCUGUGGUCUCCCUUCUCUUCGCUUCUUCUUGCCGGACGGUGAUUCAAGUGAGCCGAUGCUCUUAUUCCCUAAAAGGACAUUUCAGCCUAGCCUCAUCAGGCGUAAGAGAAAUCAUGGUUUCUUUGCACGCAAGGCAACCAAGGGUGGUAGGAGAGUCAUUGCUCGAAGAAUAGCAAAAGGUCGGUCAAGGAUUACUGCUUAGCAUUUGUAAUGCCAUUGCUGCAGUAAAAGUUUCUGCACGCGGAAGCUGCCUUUGUUCAUGGUAUGACUAAGGAAAUUAGAAAAGACAUUUUCUCCAUGUGGUGGCUCAGCCUACCCCUAAUACCUUGUAGGAUUACAACGCCGUUUACAUCUUUCAUUUGCUUACUUUAUGAUUUCCUCUUCUAUAUAAAAUGUUUGUAUGAAUUCUGAUGAAACUGGACAAUUUUAUGAAGAUAAAUGUAUCUUAAUAUGGUCUGU
Molecule: messenger RNA, 818 nt
Organism: Manihot esculenta (cassava)
Lineage: Eukaryota; Viridiplantae; Streptophyta; Magnoliopsida; Malpighiales; Euphorbiaceae
Exons: 3
Coding region: 130-561 (143 amino acids)
Biological process (GO): translation
Cellular component (GO): ribosome; mitochondrial large ribosomal subunit
Molecular function (GO): structural constituent of ribosome
Source: RefSeq, a predicted model, not a curated record